AUGGUGCCCACCAUCGACGAUGUCUUCGGUUCGAUCGAACGGGAGAUGCUCGCCCCCUGGGGGCUCGCCUCCCGGUUCCCCACGGCNAGCCACAUGAGAUACUCGACGCUCCGUGUACACACGAAGCCCACCAUCGACGAUGUCUUCAGUUCGAUCGAACGAGAGAUGCUCGCCCCCUGGGGGCUCGCCUCCCGGUUCCCCACGGCGAGGGACAUGGUUCCGAGCGUCUCCAGCAGCCUCUUUCGAGACGGAAGCAGAUCCCUCGACAUGAACCUGGAUUUCCACGAGACCAAGGACGGGUUCGAGCUGAUUGCCGACCUUCCCGGGAUGAAGCAAGAGGACGUCUCCAUUGAUGUUGACCAGGAAUCCGGCGUGCUGACGGUAUCGGGCGAGCGUAAGAGCGAGAGGGAAGAGAAGCGCGACGACAAGGACGGCGACAGGAAGUAUCACUUUGUCGAGCGUUCCUACGGCAAGACCUCCCGGUCUGUCCGCCUCCCGGAGGCAGCGAACACCGCCAACGCCAACGCCGACCUCACGGACGGCGUCCUGACCAUCACCUUCCCCAAGAAGGAGGCCCCCGCCUCCAGCCGCUUCCGGAUCCCGUUGGGUGGCGGCGGUGGCGGCGGUGGCGGCGGGGUCGGGUCUGGCGACGGAAAGGUUUCCAUCAAAGGAGGCGCUGCUGCUACCGAAGGCGAUACUGGGUCCUAAGGGUACUACGCUGAGUGACCUGGGGACAAUCCGAUAGUGAUGAUAGUUGUC
Messenger RNA from Ectocarpus sp. CCAP 1310/34, 759 nucleotides. Lineage: Eukaryota; Phaeophyceae; Ectocarpales; Ectocarpaceae. The record is from the annotation of a GenBank genome assembly.